This is a messenger RNA of Thalassophryne amazonica, 1859 nucleotides long. Its product is annotated as UNC93-like protein MFSD11. The record is from RefSeq and is a predicted model, not a curated record. Lineage: Eukaryota; Metazoa; Chordata; Actinopteri; Batrachoidiformes; Batrachoididae. The transcript has 14 exons. Bases 252 to 1586 code for a protein of 444 amino acids.
GCGGGAGCCAACGUUUUCCGCUUUGUCCAGGUUUACCUGCGGGAUUAAAAUCUCUCGCUUUUGUCUUCCACAGUGAAACGUGUCAUGUUUCAUUAGAGUUAGAAAGAUGCUACAUGCAGCUCACAACCACCAAAGAACAUCGAAGACUCGAUCACAGCCCGCCGCCGUGUCGUCGAUGUGCUGUUGACUGAGUCCUGGAAGGUUUUUUUUUUUCCCUCCAAUUCCAUGAGAAAUUGUCAAACUACUGCGAAAUGAGUCCAGAAGGCAAGAUGCUCUUGAACAUCGUCAUCCUUGGCGUCAGCUUUAUGUUGCUGAUCAGUGCUUUUCAAACAUGUGGAAAUGUUGAGCAAACAGUUAUCAGAAGCUUCAAUAACAGUGAUUUUCACGGGAGCGGAUACACAAGUAUGGCCAUUGUCUAUGGCGUGUACUCUGUGUCCAGCCUCAUGGCCCCGUCAGUGGUCGCUGUCGUAGGACCGCGUCUGUCGAUGUUUGUUAGUGGGCUUUUUUACAGCGGGUACAUCGCUGUGUUCAUUUACCCAUACACCUGGAGCUUCUAUACAAUGUCUGUGUUGGUUGGAAUAGCAGCUGCAGUGUUGUGGACAGCUCAGGGACUUGUACUUUCUAUCAACUCAACUGACUCCACCAUGGGAAGAAACAGUGGGAUAUUUUGGGCGCUGCUUCAAUUCAACUUAUUCUUUGGAAACCUGUACGUAUAUUUUGCUUGGCGUGGACAUGUGUCCCUCACAGACAAGGAUCGUCAGACAGUGUUCAUCUCUCUCACAACUGUUAGCUUGUUGGCAUGCUUCCUCUUCUUUCUACUCCGGAAACCUGAUCCUGAACCCGUUCCCUCAGAAGAAUUGUCAACUAAUACUGUCACCACAGCUGGGUCACCUCCAUCAAGUGUCCUCUCACAAGCUGUGGAUGCUUUUUUCAAGUUGUGCAAACUGUUUGUCACCAAAGAAAUGCUGCUCCUGAGCACUUCCAUGGGAUACACAGGCUUGGAGCUCACAUUUUACAGCGGCGUAUAUGGGACAUGUAUCGGGGCCAUGACAAAGUUUGGGCCUGAUGCAAAGAGUCUGAUCGGUGCCUCUGGUAUUUGUGUUGGCCUCGGCGAAAUUUUAGGUGGGGGCACAUUUGGGAUCUUGAACAAAAACAACCGAUUUGGCAGAAACCCAGUGGUGCUGUUAGGACUCAUCACUCACUUUUUUGCCUUCUACCUGAUUUUCCUGAACACUGCCAGUGAUGCCCCUUUGGCCCCAGCAUCAGGAACAGAUCUGCAUGGCUACAUCACUCCCAGCAUUGGGGUGGCGUUGCUGUGCAGCUUCCUGCUAGGCUUAGGCGACAGCUGCUUCAACACUCAACUCCUCAGCAUCACCGGCGUCAUGUUUCGUGACAACUGUGCACCUGCCUUUGCUGUUUUUCGGUUAAUUCAGUCCAUCAUGGCAGCUCUGGCUUUCUUCUACAGUAACUAUCUGCUGCUGCACUGGCAGCUGCUCAUCCUGGUUGUGGUGGGUUUCUUUGGCUCGGUGACUUUCUUUAUGGCCGAAAGGGCCUGCAAAGCCCAACGAGAGAAUUUCAGCCUAUGACAGCAUCAGAUACACACUGAAGUCCAUAAAUAUUUAAUUUAAUCAUUUAUCAGUCAAAAAAUAUGCUUAUUUAGGGUCUGCUCCUUUCUCUGGCCCUGCCUAAAGCAGAGUCUCUACAUCCAGGCGCCGGUGACUGUGGCUGCCCACUGCUCCUAGUGGUAGGAUGGGUUAAGUGUCGAGGACAAAUUUCAUUCUAUGUACGUACAAUGACAAUAAAGGCUCUAUUUUGUUCUGUUCUAUCACUACGUAAUAAAGUUCAAAGCAAAUGGGAAA